UUAUAUGCGCAACAUUCUCCCGCAGGCAAGAGCGGAUGGUACCCACCCGGUCGGCUGUACAGGAUUGUAAUUUAUCCUCCUCUGUGAUUCUUCGUCGCAAAGUGUCGAAUGCCAGCGUUGUUGUCUGGCCGCGUACGUGGAACGAAAUGGAGCUUCGACUGUCCGGUCGCAUCAGCGUUCUGCUCCUGCUCGCGUUGUUAGCCGACGCCGACAGGAGGACCUGCCCUCCCGGGGGUACCGUCAGCCUGACAAACGCGCGGAGGAACGACUCGGGAUUCCUGGCCGAGUCCGGCGAGUUCUUUCCUCAAGAUGUCGUUUGGGAAGACGACGGCACGUGGAGCGGCUGCUUCUGCGACCUCAAACCUUGUUUGCCCCUCUGUCCACCGAAGAACGCCACCACGCAGAACACGGAGACCAUGGAGAUCGACUACUCGGCGAUGCCUCCCGUCUACAACCCCAAUUUCGACCUCGACGAAAGUCUCCGGUUCGAGCAGAGGUUCCACGUUAUCUUAUCGCACCCGUGCCCGGGGAUUGAGAUGUACUUUUUGAACCCGUCGAAGUAUCCGAACGACGAGUAUUACCUCAUGGCAAACGGAUCGUUGGCCAUGCCGAAGGUGCAAGACUCCUCGCAGACGAUUGUCGACGCGACGAGUUACUGCUUUCGACUGAAGCGCAGCUCGUCGAUUUACACUCCGAGGCUCUGUGAAGCAGCGGAUCCGCCUAUUAUGGACCCGAUAAGGACCGCGAGCUACAUCGGAGCCCUCGUGUCCGUUCCCUUCCUUCUCGCGACUAUCUUCGUUUACUCCGUGAUCCCGGAGCUGCGGAACAUCCACGGCACUACUCUCAAGUGUUACUUGGCCAGCCUCGUCAUCGCCUACGUGGCCCUUGGUGUCGACCGAAUUCCAAAUCAGAAAAAUUUCACCGAUGUUAGCGCAACUUGCCUCUUCCUCGGAUUCACCAUCUACUCAUCUUUUGUUGCCAGUUUUUUUUGGCUGAAUGUCAUGUGCUUCGACAUGUGGUGGAGAUUCGGUGGCUACGGGCCGCUAAGGAGUAACGGAAAUAGCGGCGACCGUAAGAAGUUUAUCAGGUACUCGAUUUACGCGUGGGGAUGUCCAAUCCUGUUGACUACCAUUUGCAUCGUCAUGGAAUUCGCCGAUGUUGGAGAAUCAACGAUCAAGCCAGACUUCAGGUCAAGCGGUUGCUGGUUUGCAACCAAGUCUGCCGAGGCAUUGUACUACUACGGUCCGGCUGGCGUUAUUAUUACCACCAAUGUUUUCCUCUUCGUUUUAACAUCUUUGAAGAUUCUUGAACAUAAAAGAAACGUGAAACGUCACCUGAACAGCGGUGACAGCAGAAGACACGACGAGAACAAGCACUGGUUCAGCUUGUACGUGAAGCUUUUCGUAGUGAUGGGGAUCUGCUGGUCGACGGAGGUGAUUUCGGGGAUUUGGGAAGGGCCCAGGUACAUCUGGUACGUCACGGACAUGGUCAACGCGCUCCAAGGGAUCGUGAUCUUCGUCAUUUUCGUCUGCAAGAAGAAGAUUUGCCGCUCGCUGAAGCAGCGCUACAACAGUCUUCGAGUCACCCGGAAAGGUUGCAUCUUCGAAACAAGAACUGCAGACUCGUCCUCUACCACCACAUCCAACGUCGACGAUCCAACCUCAACUGGACAGGUUUCCGUCCGUAUGCGCGAACGGAUUACAGUAUCACCGGAAACUCCAGGAUCGUCCAGUGGCCAGCCUGAUCAAGCGGACCGUAAUGUCUGAACUGGAAGUCUACAAGGACAAAACAUCCAACCAAUGCAAAUAAAAUCUAGUCUCUCAGAUGUGCCACAAUUAAACGAAAGGGUUGUAGUUUUUUAAUAUACUAUUGUGAGUUUCAGCUGA
This is a messenger RNA of Neodiprion virginianus, 1886 nucleotides long. RefSeq names its product G-protein coupled receptor Mth2-like. Gene Ontology annotation, biological process: G protein-coupled receptor signaling pathway; cell surface receptor signaling pathway. Gene Ontology annotation, cellular component: membrane. The transcript has 6 exons. Gene Ontology annotation, molecular function: G protein-coupled receptor activity. Lineage: Eukaryota; Metazoa; Arthropoda; Insecta; Hymenoptera; Diprionidae. The coding region runs from base 36 to 1766 and encodes 576 amino acids. The record is from RefSeq and is a predicted model, not a curated record.